Piliocolobus tephrosceles (Ugandan red Colobus) is the source of this 2227-nucleotide messenger RNA. RefSeq lists its product as uncharacterized. The record is from RefSeq and is a predicted model, not a curated record. The coding region runs from base 365 to 862 and encodes 165 amino acids. Lineage: Eukaryota; Metazoa; Chordata; Mammalia; Primates; Cercopithecidae. The transcript has 3 exons.
CCAACCCGACAGGAGGCGGCGGUGGGCAGAGUGCUUCACAGCAACACCUAAAAAGGGCUGGGUUUGGAGAAAAGAUGAACUCAGAUUUGAAUUGUAAGUAAAAUUCCCACCUGCUCCCCAAGUCAGCGCACUUAAGGAAAAGAAAUCACAUCCUGAAAACACUAGCACAGGUUGCAAAAACUGCUUCUUGCGGACCAAGUGGGCUGAACAAACUGCACUGGAGAAGGAAGACGACACGAAAAGGUGCAACUGUGGCCAACAGCCGGUGGGAGGCGGGAGAAGGAAGAAGAGGAAGCAGAGCUUCCUUUACGGCGGCUUCUUCCCCCUGGCGUGAUGCUAUGACCGCCUCCCGUUGGCGGCCGCCAUGCUGCUGUACGGAAAGCGGCCUCGGCUUCUUUCCCGAAGAGGAACCUGCGCUCCCGAACUCAGGCAGGCGGCCGCCAUCCUUGCGUACGGUAAGCAGCCUCCCGCCUCUUCCCGGGUGAGGAAACUUGAGCUGGCCGGGAGUCUCCUUACAGCUGCUUCCAAAUUAAGCAUAUCUGGAUGGUGUGACACUUUUUGUUAUUACGAGAACUGUAUGGGCAUCGCAACUGGGCCUGUUUCAAGACAGACUUGUUGGAACCUUCAAAUCAUGUACCUUACAGACCCUAGCAGGCAGUUACACAGGCAGCCAGACGUCCAGAGAAGCAUAAGGGUAGAAGAAGAGGAGCUCGCUGGCACAUCCGGAGACCAUCCACGGGCAGAGCAGACCAUCCACGGGCAGAACGAUGCGGAGUUUGGCCCCGGCAGUCGGAAAAGAGCCCAGGGAAAACCAUUUCCUUUCUGGGUCCCUCAUCUGCUGAGAGCUACUUCCACUCAAUAAAACUUUGCACUCAUUCUCCAGGCCCACGUGUGAUCCAAUUCUUCUGGUAUACCAAGGCAAGAACCCAGGAUACAUAAAGCUUGCUGUCCUUGCGACAAGGUAGAGGGUCUAAUAGAGCUGGUUAACACAAGCUCCCUCUAGACAAACUAAAAGAGCAGCCUGUAACACACACCCACUGGGGCUUCAGGAGCUGUAAACAUUCACCCCUAGACACUGCCAAGGGGUCGGAGCUCCUCAGCCUUCCCGUCUGUAUGUGCCUCUAGAGGUCUGAGCAGCGGGGCACUGAAGAGGCAAGCCACACCCCCCAUGCACGCCCUGUGAGGGAGACAAGGGAACCUCUCCCAUUUCAGAAAGAUAAAAGUCACGGAAACUGAAAAUUACAUGCCUGAGAGUUAAUUCUAUUUUAGAAAUUAUAAUUUUAGUUUAUAUUAAUUUCAGUUAUAUCUUACUGAAGAAAUCUUUCCAGUCAGAAGGAGGUUCUAAUAUUCACAUGUUCUAAUACUUUGUUUAUUGUAAAACAGCUAAAUUUGGAGAUAUGUAAAGCCUUGUUUUCUCUGUGUGGUUCAGCUGCUUUCCAUUUGGUAUUACACAGUCAAAUUUACAUUUAUUAAAAUUGCCAUUUUAUUAAACAUUUUCAUGCACAGUAGAUUCAAGUUGUGUCUGAAAAUAUCUCUUGUGUUUUUUUGAUUUUGCUGACUUUAAAAGGAUUAAUCUGGGCAGACAUUAUGAAAAAGAAAGGUUGCGUUUAAUAUAUUUUUUGAACUUUGUAGGACAAAACAUAGCUGGUUAACCUUGAAGUGACUGUUGUACCAUGGUUGUGCACGUGCUUCAGAAUCCUACGGAAGACCAUGUUCCUACUUGCAGUGUACAUCAAAGGAAUGGAUGGUGGACCCUACUAUUCAUAUUUUGAAACAUAAAUGUUCACUUUAAAGCAAUUGCCAUAAUAGAUAAAAACCUGAACUUUCAUUGGAUUUUUGUUAAUUUUCCUCAUUUUGAAUUAUGUGCACUACCAUACUACAUCAGUUUGAUACAGUAUUGAAAAAUUAUCAGUUAUAUUUUGCUGUUUAUGAUCUAUUUGUAGAUUAGGAUUAAAAUGGAUUUAAUCCAUUUUUAAGGCUGUGUGAAUUUUUCUAAACAAGAACCAUUUGCAAUAUGGAUUUCAUAGAGAUUAAACCAAUUAUAACUUAUCAUUAGCAGUCGCGAGCACAUGUUCAUAUAGUCAAUGUAAAAAUACACUAAUGAGUAUUUGGUAAAUCCCAGUAGGCUUUUACCAUUAGCAUAAUUUUGUGUUGUACAAUUAAGUUACAAUUACAUCUCUAAUUUUGGAUAAUAUUCAUUGGUUAACAAUAAAGUGACAAAAGCUCA